Messenger RNA from Labrus mixtus (cuckoo wrasse), 3360 nucleotides. It is a transcript of the gene glra4b, whose product is annotated as glycine receptor, alpha 4b. Gene Ontology annotation, molecular function: transmembrane signaling receptor activity; transmitter-gated monoatomic ion channel activity; chloride channel activity. Gene Ontology annotation, cellular component: plasma membrane; neuron projection; synapse. The record is from RefSeq and is a predicted model, not a curated record. The transcript has 10 exons. Lineage: Eukaryota; Metazoa; Chordata; Actinopteri; Labriformes; Labridae. The coding region runs from base 1450 to 2874 and encodes 474 amino acids. Gene Ontology annotation, biological process: nervous system process; chloride transmembrane transport; signal transduction.
UGAAUCAAUAUGUAAUGCUUGGCAAAUUAACCCGGGUCACACAUGUGAAGCGUUCAGAUUAAGACCUUUAAUUCAGGAGUGCUGAUGCUAAAGGUGUUACCUCAGCUAAAUGCACCCGUUUUUAGUUUAAACAGGAACAGGCAGGGUUGGAUAGAAAGAAAAAAAAAAAAAGGCUCUGACACAUAAAUUUUACAGUGUGUCAAAGUAGGAUCUAAUUAAGUAGAGUCAAUGUACGCUUCAACAAAAACAUUAAAAUGACGCCUGGCCUACUUAUCUUGUCCGGAGGUGAAAAUGUUCCAUCAUGCAGAAACAUUGUGUGUUUUCUACUCUGGGCUUCUUGUUAUUAGGACUGCACUCAUGUUCUGUGUUCUCACACAUUUCUUAUCCCUUUUGACACUCUGCGCUCCCGAGCAAAGUGUGGAGCGGCCUUUCAAGUGUGAGGCAAACACGUGCAGCCAUAACGUCCCGUCGCUUUCUUUGACAUUAAUUUUACAUGAGUAAAUGGCUGAACUGCCUCCCCCUCCUCUGUAUGGAGGAAUAAACAUGAGCUUCCACAUUUAUAUUUGAUUUUGUCAGGCGAUUUGAAGAUGGAAUAAUUAGACCAGAAACUCUGGAAGGCUCUGCAGUGGAUAAAUAUCCUCUGGAUGUGUGCUGAUGCUCCUAGAGACAUCUUACACUUGAAUUAAUUUGAACUGGAUGCUUUCUUUUUGCUGUGAUUACAUAUGUUCUUAUAACUGUAAACAGUUAAGUCCUCAUUUAAAUGAUAAGAACAAUUAUGAACAGAUUUACACUAGACGAAGGGAUGAUGAUACUGGCUCAUGUCAACAGUUUUCCUCCAACCUUGUGAAGGGUCUCCUUUUAGGGAAACAAAUUAAAAUUCCAAGAAGAAAGCUGAUACAAUUCUGUAAUAUUUUGUAUUUAAUGUCUUUUGACUGGAAUUGGUUCACCGUCCACAAUCUGUCACUGCUCACAAAUGUUUGGAAUCUUUAAUAACAUUCAAUGAAUCGUGGUUGUUUUAAUUCUUCAUGACUCCCUAACAGUAAAUUAAACAUGUUCUAAUUCUUAAAUCUAUCUGCUAAUCUGCUGCUGCCAGAGGCAGCACUGUCACCCUCUCUACUUUGAAAAUGUUCCUGUCUCUUUAAAUAUUCUUGCAGUACAUCCUUGAACAUGCAUAUGGCCAUAAAAAAGAGAUAAAGCUUGAAGUCAUCUACACAAACAUGGGCAGAAUAAAAACUUGCCCGGGUUUUUGAAUUAUACAGCAGCAGCUUCCUGGAUUUUACACCUGCAGAGAGGGAGGGACGCUCAGCUGAGUCCAGAAGGCAGCACCGAGCUGGAAGAGACACAACAAGUUCCCUGCAUCCCUGCAUCCCUGCUUCUCCGCUUCUUUUUUUUCUUUUUCAGUUUUUUCCCCUCCAUUGGAUUUAUAUCCACUGUUUGGACUGACAGAGAAUGCUGCUGCACAUGUUUUAUGUGCUGUUGGCUUCGUCUGUCACUUUUCUGCCAGGCAGCUCUGUGCUCUGUAAGGAGAUGAAGCUCCCCAGCAGAGCAGCCAAGCCUCCCUCUCCAUCUGACUUUCUGGACAAACUGAUGGGACGCACAUCUGGCUACGAUGCUCGCAUCAGACCAAACUUCAAAGGUCCUCCUGUUAACGUCACCUGUAACAUCUUCAUCAACAGCUUUGGCUCCAUCACUGAAACAACCAUGGACUACCGGCUCAAUGUGUUUCUGCGACAGCAGUGGAACGACCCUCGCCUGGCAUAUAAGGAAUACCCUGAUGACUCUUUGGACCUGGACCCCUCCAUGUUGGACUCCAUUUGGAAACCAGACCUGUUCUUUGCAAAUGAGAAGGGAGCCAACUUUCACGAGGUCACGACGGAUAACAAACUGCUCCGCAUAUUUCAGAACGGAAACGUCCUCUACAGCAUCAGGUUGACGCUCACCCUCUCCUGUCCCAUGGAUCUGAAAAACUUCCCCAUGGACAGCCAGACGUGUACGAUGCAGCUUGAGAGCUUUGGCUACACCAUGAAUGAUCUUAUUUUUGAGUGGCUGAAUGUGGGAGCGGUGCAGGUAGCCGAUGAUCUCACGCUCCCUCAGUUUGUGCUGAAAGAGGAGCAAGGCCUCGGAUACUGCACCAAACACUACAACACAGGUAAAUUCACCUGCAUCGAAGUCAACUUCUACCUGGAGCGUCAGAUGGGCUACUACUUGAUCCAGAUGUACAUACCCAGCCUGCUCACCGUCAUCCUGUCCUGGGUCUCCUUCUGGAUCAACAUGGAUGCGGCUCCAGCUAGGGUGGGACUAGGAAUCACCACGGUGCUCACCAUGACGACGCAGAGCUCUGGCUCCAGGGCCUCACUGCCAAAGGUGUCCUAUGUGAAAGCCAUCGACAUCUGGAUGGCCGUGUGUCUCCUGUUCGUGUUUGCUGCCCUGCUGGAGUAUGCAGCCGUUAAUUUUGUUUCCCGCCAGCACAAGGAGUUCUUUCGACUGAGGAGGAAGCUGAAGGAGCAACAGCGGCAGAGAACUCAGGCGAGUGGUGACAGCAAGGCGAAAGGAAACAACAUGUCAGGCAACAUUGCUCCUCAUGGGAACCAGCGGUGCAGCGUCUGUGCCAGGGAGGAAGAGCUGGCACAGCAGGGUUUACUCUUCCAGAGUUUUGGACUUGCAAGUGCACCGGAAAUGGAUGCAACUCCAAUUUUUGCAGAUCUCCCUCCAGGUUUAGGUUUCUAUGACAUACGCAGGCGCUUUGUCGAUCGGGCAAAAAGGAUUGAUACCAUCUCUAGAGCCGUUUUCCCUAUGAGCUUCCUCAUGUUCAAUGUCCUCUACUGGCUCACCUACAAAGUUCUACGACAUGAGGACCUUCAUGCCACAAUGUGACAACGCGAAGGCGGAGCAUAAAGACACUGGAAACCUUUAAUUCUACUCUCUUUACUGAAACAUUUACAGGCUGAGGGUCCUCAGUCGAGACAUAACAGAGGAGUUGUGGCUGCAUGUCCAGUGGCAUCCAUCAGUUUCAUUCAAUUUUCAUACUUCCAAAGACAUGCACUUCUUUUCUGCACUGAUGACAUGAUGACACUGAUGACAUCACACCUCUGUCUAUGCGUGUACAAUAGGCAUCUUUAAUAUCUCAAAUCACAUGUUUUCUGUAAACAUUUCUGUUUGUGCAGUUACCAUAGCUUCACAUGCAUUUGGACUGCAGCACAUUCUUACCAGGCCUGAGGUUGUGCAUUAUCUUAAUGUGAGCCCUGUUCAACAGUGCCAUGAUCAUUUAACACUAGAAGAAGAAGAUGCAGUUUAAACUGUAAAAACUCUGCUUUGUUUAAUAUCACAGAUACAGUGUGCUUCAUUGAUCUGGGAGAUACA